CGGGUGGUUAUGUAGCUUGUAGCCGGGUGUCGUCUGCCCUCUGCUUUGCCGUAGUUGGAUGAAUCAGUCGACGUUCACAGUCCUUGGGAUAUGACUGUGCUUUUGUAGUAGAGAGCUAACUUUAGCUAUACCGUUAGCUGGUUGUCAGGUUUUAGGAUUACGUUGACCGAAAAAGAGGAAUUCGAGUGCCAACGCAUUAUUUGGACUAACUCGUGACUUUCGUUGGCCUUCAUAUUUUUAAAUAUGACGUUGUUAAUGUUAUUGUUAAUAAGGAAGCUAACUUAACUUUAGCUAGAUGACUAGCUAGUGUGUCAUCAACUUGUGAAUCUCACAACUUAUUCACUCCAUAACAAUCCUAACGAUUCACCGUUAAGAGGUAGCUAGCAGGGAAAUUGCUAGCCGUCGUAUUAGCCAAGUAGCAUUAAAAACGUGCACGGAGAAGCCGAAGGAACUUAGACACAGUAAAAUUCGCUAGCAUAGUGAAGCUAGCCGGUUGGAAUUUGUGAUAUGAAAAAGGCGCAGUCUGACACAUUGGGGUUUGUUCCUCAAAAGGACAUCGUAUACAACAAACUUCUGCCCUAUGCAGAAAAGCUAGAUGAUGAAUCAAAUGAUAUUUUGAGUAAAAUAAAAGGAAACUUGUGCCGAGCUGUACAGCUCAGAGAGAUAUGGCCCGGUGUGCUGUUUUGGACAAGGAAACUCUCCACGUAUAUGAGACUGUAUGGGCGGAAGUUCAGCAAAGAAGACCAUGUGCUGUUCAUCAAGUUGCUCUACGAGCUAGUGACGAUCCCCAAACUGGAGAUCAGCAUGAUGCAGGGCCUUGCUCGGCUUCUUAUCAACCUCCUCAAGAAAAGAGAGCUACUGUCACGGGAGGACCUUGAGUUGAACUGGAGACCGCUGUAUGAGCUGUACGACAGGAUUCUCUUCUCCAAGACAGAGCAUCUGGGUCUCAACUGGUUCCCCAAUUCUCCAAGGCCUCGUUCAUCCUCUAAACACUUAAUGAUAAAAUUGGUUCAGAGGUGCUCUGUGGAAAACGUGCUGAAAACACUUGUGAAAAGCUGCAGACCAUACUUUCCGGAGUCUGCUUCUCAGGAGAUGCUGGAUGAAUGGAGACCACUCCUCUGUCCCUUUGAUGUCACAAUGCUAAAAGCCAUCAGCUACUUUGAACUCUUUCUACCCACGACUCUGCCUCCAGAGCUGCACUGCAAGGGGUUCAAGUUGUGGUUCGAUGAGUUCAUAGCUUUAUGGUUGUCUGUGCAAAAUCUUCCAAGCUGGGAAAUGCAUCUGGUCAAUCUCUUUGCUCGCUUGUCCAAUGACAACAUCGGCUACAUUGAUUGGGACCCUUACAUCCCGAAGAUUUUCACAAGAAUCUUGAGGAGUUUGAAUCUCCCUGUGGGCACCAGUCAGAUGAUGGUAGCACGAUAUGUCACCAAUGCCUACGAAAUCGGCCAUGUGGUGCUUUGGGUCUCAUCGCUCCUGGGAGGACCCAGCAAGCAGGCUCAGGAACAGCUCAGUGGCCUUUUCAACAGUAUUACAUCCUUCUUCCACCCGUCAAACCAUGGCCGCUGGUUGAUGAAACUCAUGAGGCUGCUCCAGCGUCUCCCAGCCAGCAUGGUGCGGCGGCUGCACAGAGAGCGCUACAGGAAGCCCACAUGGCUGACACCAGUCCCAGACAGCCACAAGCUCACAGAGGAGGAUAUCACAGCCUUUGUGGAGAGCAUGAUGCAGCCGGUGCUGCUGGCCAUGUUCAGCAAGACGGGCAGCAUGGAUGCAGCCCAGGCCCUGCAGAACCUCGCUCUGAUGAGGCCUGAGCUGGUUAUCCCCCCCGUGCUUGAGAGAACAUACCCGGCUCUGGAGACUCUCACAGAGCCCCACCAGCUGACGGCCACUCUGAGCUGCAUGAUUGGAGUGGCACGGAGCCUAGUGUCAGGUGGGCAGCGCUAUCCUGAGGGGCCCACUCACAUGCUGCCCCUGCUCAUGAGGGCUUUGCCGGGCGUUGACCCAAAUGAUUUCAGCAAGUGCAUGAUCACAUUCCAAUUUAUUGCUACCUUUGUGACUCUUGUGCCUUUGGUGGACUGUUCGUCCGCCCUACAUGAAAGAACUGACUUGACAGAGGUGGAAAGGGAGAUGUGCUCAGCCUCAGCAGAGUUUGAAGACUUUGUGCUUCUAUUCAUGGACAGAUGCUUUGCCCUGAUAGACAGCAGCACUCUGGAACAAACCCGUGAGGAAACAGAAACAGAGAAGAUGACUCAUUUGGAGAGUCUGGUAGAGCUCGGCCUGUCUUCCACCUUCAGCACCAUCCUCACCCAGUGCUCCUUGGACAUCUUCAAGGUUGCUCUUAAAAAGGUGUUCAACUUUGCAACCACCAACAUCUUUGAGACACGAGUAGCUGGCAGAAUGGUGGCUGACAUGUGCAGAGCCGCUUCCAAGUGUCACCCUGCAGAGUCACUCAAGUUGUUUGUGCCACACUGCUGCAAUGCCAUAAACCAAAUCGCUGAGAAUGAGGAAGUGUUGAAUGAGGAGGAGCUUGACAAGGAGUUGAUGUGGAAUCUCCAGCUACUGUCUGAGGUGACCCGGGUUGAUGGUGACAAAGUCCUCCCCUAUCGCUCCGAGGUGGUCCAGAUUUUGCAGUUGACGCUCCACCUCAAGUGUAAGCAGGGCUACACUCUGGCCUGCAACCUGCUGCACCACCUCCUCCGCUCCUCAGCUCUCCUCUACCCCAAAGAGUACUGCAGUGUGCCAGGAGGCUUCCACCAGCCAACCAGUGACUACUUACCCAUCAAGGACUGGGGCCGGCCUGGAGACCUGUGGAAUUUGGAUAUCCGGUGGCAUGUGCCGAGUGUUGAGGAAACAUCCUUUGCUUUUUACUUACUCGACCUGAUCCUCCAGCCUGAGCUCCAGCGCCUUCAGAGAUUUGCACAGGGAGAACAGGACAUGAGCAGAGAUGACGUCCUACAGAGCCUGACUAUCAUUCAGCACUGCCUCCUCGGGGCUGGGAGUCUGAUGCCGGCACUGAAGGGAGAGACCAUCCCUAAACUGGUCCAAAGCAUGGUGAAUCUAGAUGAGACCACCCUCUACACUGGAGUGGAGUAUGAUGACACCAGAGAGAACUACAGAGAUGCUGUGUGCAGAGUGAUGAGACAGCUGCUGAGUAAGAGUUCCCUCAGUUACUCUCCCUACAGCCACAUCUCUAACCAGGCUGUAGUUUGUGUUCAAACUCACAAUAAACCUCAAACUCUUUUUGCAGAUUACAUCCUGGAGCACUCUGAAGACGACACCAAGUCUCUUUUCUCCAUCAUCAAGAUCAUCAGCGACCUGUUGCAAUUCAAAGGUUCUCACAAACAUGAGUUUGACUCCCGCUGGAAGAGCUUCAACCUUGUGAAGAAAUCAAUGGAAAACAGACUUCACGGCAGAAAGCAGCACAUCAGAGCUCUGCUAAUAGACAGAGUUAUGCUCCAGCAUGAGCUGCGGAAGCUGACAGUGGAAGGAUGUCAGUACAGGAGCAUUCACCGGGAGCUGAUGAGAGAUCUGUUGAGGUUGUCCACAAGCACAUACAGCCAAGUACGCACCAGGGCUCAAAAUGUGUUGUUCACGGCACUGGGGACCUACAAUUUCUGCUGCAGAGAUCUGAUCCCACAUGUCCUGGAGUUUCUGAACCCGGACACCAGCAGUGUCUCACAGCAGCAGUUCAAAGGUGCCUUGUACUGUUUCCUGGGGAACCACGGUGGAGUGUGCCUGGCCAAUUUGCACGACUGGGACUGCAUUGCUCUGACGUGGCCCGCCAUCGUGCGCUCUGGCCUCAGCUCAGCCAUGUCUCUGGAGAAACCCUCCAUUGUGCGGCUCUUUGAUGACCUUGCAGACAAAAUCCAUCGCCAGUACGAGACCAUCGGCAUCGACUUUGCUAUUGAGGGUGAGUGCUCUACUGUGGCCAAACGACUCAUGAUCACUGGAAAUCCUCUUCCCAAGGAGCCUGUUCCUUCAGAGGAGGAAGUAGCAGAGGGUGUGAAAAAGCAGGAGCUCAAGAAUGCAGAAUGUGUUCAAAAUUACCAUCAGCUCAUUGGAGAUCUGCUGGAAUUCCUCAACAACAGCAACAUGCCUUGGAAGUUCGAACACAUUGCAAUCGGCUUCAUGUCAUUGCUGCUGAGAGACGACCGCCUGCUCCCACCAUCUGCCGUCACGUUCUUUGUCAAAAGCCUCAACCAUGACUCCCUCUAUGUUCGCAAGGUGGCGAUAUCCGCUGUGGCAGGGAUCAUGAAACAGAUAAAGAGGCCGCAUAAGAAAGUCCCCAUCAGCCCCUCGGAGCUCUGUGGAGGGAAGGAGCUGAGUGGUAAUGUAGCAGGGGAUCGUCAAGACAACAAGUGGCUCCAGUAUGACAGCAGCAGCCUGCCACGCACGCAGAAGGACUGGGAUGCCUGUGUGUUCGUGGAGAAAACACACUGGGGAUAUUACAGCUGGCCAAGAAAACUGAUGAUAUAUGCCCCACUGGAGGAGCAGCCCAAACAGAACCUGACCAGAGAGGAAAUGACAGAGCGGGAACAGAUCAUCUUUGACCACUUCUCCGACCCAGUCUUCAUCAAUCAGUUCAUCGAGUUCCUCUCCCUGGAGGAGCGUAAGGGAAAGGACAAGUUCAGCCCUCGCAGGUUCUGUCUCUUCAAGGGAUUGUUCCGCAAUUUCGGAGACAUCUUUCUUCCCCUGCUGCGGCCACACAUGGAGCGCCUGGUGGCCGACUCCCACGAGAGCAAGCAGCGCUGUGUUGCAGAGAUCAUCUCCGGGCUGAUCAGAGGCAGCAAGCACUGGAGCUAUGCAAAGGUUGAGAAACUUUGGGAGCUGUUGUGUCCGUUGCUCCGUACGGCCCUGUCCAACAUCACCAUAGAAACGUACGCAGACUGGGGAACCUGCAUUGCCACAGCCUGUGAGAGUAGAGACCCACGCAAGCUCCACUGGCUGUUUGAGCUUCUGAUGGAGUCUCCUGUCAACGGAGAGGGGGGCUCCUUCGUCGACGCCUGUCGUCUGUAUGUGCUGCAGGGAGGCCUUGCUCAGCAGGAGUGGCGUGUUCCAGAGCUGCUCCACAGGUUGCUUCAAUACCUGGAGCCCAAACUCACACAGGUGUACAAGAAUGUACGGGAACGCAUUGGCAGCGUGCUCACGUACAUCUUCAUGAUCGAUGUCAACUUGCCAUGCACUCAGCCGACCACGUCCCCGCGCAUCUCCGACUUCACAGAGCGGAUUCUGCUGCAGCUGAAGCCUCUCACCGAGGGCGACGAGGAGAUCCAGAACCACGUGGUCGAGGAGAACGAGGUGGGAGAGCAGGACGAGAGGACGCAAGCCAUCAAGCUGCUCAAAACAGUGCUGAAGUGGCUGAUAGCGAGUGCUGGUCGCUCCUUCUCCACUGCGGUCCCAGAACAGCUACGGUUGCUUCCCCUGCUCUUCAAGAUUGCUCCCGUCGAGAAUGACGACAGUUACGAUGAACUGAAGAGGGAUGCAAAGACCUGCCUGUCUCUGAUGUCUCAGGGACUCCUUUACCCAGAGCAGAUCCCCCUGGUCCUCAGGGGCCUGCGGGAGAUUGCUGGCAGCAGCUCCUGGCACGCUCGCUACACGGUGCUCACAUACCUCCAGAUUAUGGUGUUUUACAACCUGUUCACCUUCAUGAAUGACCAGCAGUCAGUGAAUGAAGUCCGGGCGCUGGUGGUACGACUGCUGGAGGACGAGCAGCUGGAGGUAAGAGAAAUGGCCGCCACUACUCUCAGCGGCUUCCUUCAGUGCAAUUUCCUGUCCAUGGACGCCCCCAUGCAGGCACAUUUUGAGGCUCUCUGCAAGACCCGCUUGCCUAAGAAGAGGAAGAGGGAGCUCGGCUCUACAGUGGACACUAUACCUUCUGCUGACCUGAUGCGGCGCCAUGCAGGCGUUCUCGGGUUGAGCGCUUGUAUUCUCUCCAGUCCAUAUGAUGUGCCCACUUGGAUGCCCCAGCUGUUGAUGGACCUGAGUGCUCACCUCAAUGACACACAACCCAUUGAAAUGACUGUGAAGAAAACUCUGUCAAACUUCCGACGGACUCACCAUGACAACUGGCAACAACAUAAGCAGCAGUUCACAGAUGACCAGCUCCUGGUCCUGACUGACUUACUGGUCUCCCCCUGUUACUAUGCCUAAAACCUGAUACCAGCCUGCAUUGGGGAGGAUGCUCUAGUUCUUAACUGAAAGACACAGCAUCACCCUGGAAGAAGAGUGGCACACAGAAGGAUUGACAAGUUGUGUAUUCAUGUAUUUAGCUCCUUGACAUUUCUACUAUACUUAAUAUUUAAGGAUCAAUCAUAGCAGGAAUGAAUGACCUGCAGUUUGUAACAUUACUGUACAGUUUUAUUUCCUCUUUUUUUGGUUUGUUUGUAUGCAUGUGCACAGGUGUAUGUGUGUGUGUGUGUGUGUGUGUGUGUGUGUGUGUGUGUGUGCUUUUGUGGGAUGCUUGAAGAGCCAUCUGCCAGUGUCCCAUACAUUUCUCAGGAUUCUAUCCCAAGUAUCAACUCUGAGCCAUCAUGAUGUCCAGUGUCAGACACACUCUUUACUAUCUCCCAAUAGCGAAGUGUUCGUUUCAAGCCACCUGUCUGCAACACACAAUGUUUGUGUGUCUGUUUGAUCUAUACGUGAUUAUAUGCAUCGUGCAUGUGUGUUAUCAUCGUAUUGCAAAUAUGCACAAACAUAUUUAUUUAUUUAUUUUACUUUUUUUGAAGUGCUAAGUUUUAAUUUUUCAUAGAAGGCAUUUCUGAGAUGGCAGAGCUUUUAGCAAAGGAGCCCAUUGUCAUCUACUCUUGCAAGAAAGGGAGAGGGCAAGCUCCCCACUGCUGUGCUGUGUGAUGCGUUUGCUGUGAGAACUGUUUGAUGACCAUUUCAUGUGUCUCGUUGCAAGAAAAUAACCACACCGCCUGUCUGUAAUCGUGACCUCUUCCCCUAUUAUCCCUCGCAUCAUUUACCUUUUUCUAAAAACCCACUGAGAUGAGAGAAAAUGUACUUGGUUUGCUUUUCCCUGAUGACUUGAAAUCAGUCCAAGCAUUUAGUACCUCACUUAUGUAUAGUGUAGUGCCAAAACUGCAGUGAUAUUUGUUUUCUUUUUUUAGAUGUACUGUUUGCUUAUUGAAUGAGAUGUUAAUAAAUUGUUUGUUAAAAAAAAAAA
Molecule: messenger RNA, 7162 nt
Organism: Gymnodraco acuticeps
Lineage: Eukaryota; Metazoa; Chordata; Actinopteri; Perciformes; Bathydraconidae
Gene: psme4a
Product: proteasome activator subunit 4a
Exons: 47
Coding region: 508-6147 (1879 amino acids)
Biological process (GO): proteasomal ubiquitin-independent protein catabolic process
Cellular component (GO): spermatoproteasome complex; nucleus; cytosol
Molecular function (GO): peptidase activator activity; proteasome binding
Source: RefSeq, a predicted model, not a curated record